AUGCCAAUGCCAGAUAAAGCACACACACGUCCUAUCCCCAAGCCAGGUGUAAUUCACUCAAAAGGUCCAUUCCGUUUCUGGUGGACUCGUCCUUAUCGGAAACGUCCUACUUUAUCAUCUCACACUAUUACUGGGCCAACACCGCCCCCACGCGAAUGGAGUCCCAGAGUAGAGGUGAAUGUGACAAUGAAUCAGACAACAUUAAUACAAGAACCAACCGAACAAGUAAAACGAGAAUGUAAGUUGAAUGCAGUUGGCAUUCCUGUUCUGCAUGCCGACUCCCAAUAUGGUGCUACUGGUUCCUGGUUCCGAGAUUCCAUGCCACGUAACGAAGAAUGGGCACGAAAACGAUGGGUCACUGAUACAUUCGCAUCUGCUGUUCUUGUACCUAAUAUAUUAAUAGCAAUAUAG
Molecule: messenger RNA, 411 nt
Organism: Meloidogyne enterolobii
Lineage: Eukaryota; Metazoa; Nematoda; Chromadorea; Rhabditida; Meloidogynidae
Source: the annotation of a GenBank genome assembly